AUGCAGAAACUCAUGAAGGCGGCCAAGGAAGGCACCAAAGACGGGCUGGAGAAAACCAAGGCCGCCGUGAAGAGAGGCCGCUCCUUCAUCAGGACCAAGUCUUUCAUUUCGCAAGAUCACAGAUCUGGUCUUGAAGAAGAGCAGAAUUUGUUCAUAGACGUGGACUGCAGGCACCCAGAGGCCGUCCUGACCCCGAUGCCCGAGGGCUUGUCUCAGCAACAGGUGGUGAGACGGUAUAUCCUGGGCUCCAUUGUGGAGAGCGAGAAGAACUACGUGGGCGCACUGCAGAGGAUCGUGGAGCACUACGAGAAGCCGCUGUCGGCGAUGGAGCCACGGGUCCUGAGCGAGAGGAAGCUGCGGACGGUCUUCCACCGCAUCAGGGAGAUCCUGCAGUGUCACUGCAUGUUCCAGAUCGCGCUGGCCAGCCGCGUGGCCGAGUGGGACGCCGUGGAAACCAUCGGUGACGUCUUCGUGGCCUCGUUUUCCAAGUCCAUGGUGCUGGGUGCCUACAGUGAGUACGUGAACAAUUUCAGCACUGCUAUGGCAGUCCUCAGGAAAACAUGUGCCACCAAGCCUGCUUUUCUUGAAUUUUUAAAGCAGAGCCAGGAGAGCAGCCCAGACCGGGUCACCCUUUACAGCCUCAUGAUGAAACCCAUCCAGCGGUUCCCACAGUUCAUCCUCCUGCUGCAGGACAUGCUGAAGAACACUUCCAAAGGACACCCCGACCGGCUACCCCUUCAGAUGGCGCUGACAGAGCUCGAAACCUUGGCGGAGAAGUUGAACGAGAGGAAGAGGGAUGCCGACCAGCGCUGUGAGAUCAAACAAAUAGCAAAAGCCAUAAACGAGCGAUACCUGAACAAGCUCCUCAGCAGUGGAAGUCGGUACCUCAUCCGAUCUGAUGAUGUGAUAGAGACCGUUUACAACGACAGAGGAGAAAUCAUGAAGACCAAGGAGCGCCGGCUGUUCAUGCUGAAUGACGUGCUGAUGUGUGCCACGGUCAGCUCCCGCAGCCUGCACGACAGCCAUGCUGUGACCAGCCAGAGGUACCUGCUCAAGUGGAGUGUCCCCCUGGGACACGUGGAUGUGAUCGAGUACAGCAGCAGUCCUGGCCCGGGAGAGCACUGCAGGUUCUCCGCUGUGCACUCGCCUGAAAGCCUGGCGGUGAUGGCAAACGUGAAGCCACGCAAAGUUUACAUGGGGCCAGGACAGCUGUAUCAAGAUCUGCAGAACCUUCUGCACGACCUCAAUGUUGUCGGCCAGAUCUCUCAGCUGAUAGGAAACCUCAAAGGGAAUUACCAGAACUUAAACCAGUCGGUGGCCCACGACUGGACGUCAGGUCUGCAAAGACUGAUUUUGAAGAAAGAAGAUGAAAUCAGAGCCGCCGACCGCUGCAGAAUUCAGCUGCAGCUCCCCGGGAAGCAGGACAAGUCUGGGCGGCCGACGUUCUUCACCGCUGUGUUCAACACGUUCACCCCUGCCAUCAAAGAGUCCUGGGUCAGCCACCUGCAGAUGGCCAAGCUCGCCCUUGAGGAGGAGAACCACCUGGGCUGGUUCUGCGUGGGCGAUGACGGGAACCAGACCAAGAAGGAGACGCACCCCCUCCUCGUGGGACACACGCCAGUGAUGGUGGCCAGGCAGCCCGAGUUCAAGAUCGAGUGUGCUGCUUACAACCCGGAGCCUUACCUAAGUAACGAAAGUCAGCCGGACUCACUCUCCACGGCACACGGCUUCCUGUGGAUCGGAAGUUGCAGCAACCAGAUGGGUCAGAUUGCCAUCGUCUCCUUUCAAAAUUCCAACCCCAAAGUCAUCGAGUGCUUCAACGUGGAGUCUCGUAUCCUAUGCAUGGUGUACAUUCCCGUGGAGGAGCAGCCCCGAGAGCCCAGUGCAGCCCCGGACGCUGAGCCCACGGCCGCCAGGGCUUCCGACGUGCCCACCAUCUGUCUGGGCACGGAAGAAGGAAGCAUCUCCAUUUACAAAAGCAGCCAAGGCUCCAAGAAAGUGAGGCUUCAACACUUUUUCACUCCCGAGAAGUCCACAGUCAUGAGCUUGGCCUGUUCACCACAGGGCCUGUACGCUGGCUUGGUCAACGGGUCAGUGGCCAGCUACACCAAGGCCACAGAUGGAUCCUGGAAUUCAGAACCUCAGAAAGUGAUAAAAUUGGGCGUCCUGCCGGUGAGAAGUCUUCUGCUGGUGGAGGACACGCUGUGGGCAGCAUCUGGAGGUCAAGUGUCCAUGGUCAGCACCGAGACCCAUGCCAUUGAGGGCCAGCUGGAGGCCCAUCAAGAGGAAGGGAUGGUCAUCUCCCACAUGGCCGUGGCUGGCGUUGGAAUUUGGAUCGCCUUCACCUCGGGGUCCACCCUUCGCCUCUUCCACACGGAAACGCUGAAGCACCUGCAGGAUGUCAACAUCGCCGCCCCUGUGCACAGCAUGCUGCCAGGGCACCAGCGGCUGUCUGUGACCAGCCUGCUCGUCUGCCAUGGCUUGCUGAUGGUUGGCACCAGCCUGGGCGUUGUUGUGGCCCUGCCAGUCCCUCGUCUGCAGGGAAUCCCCAAAGUGACUGGAAGAGGCAUGGUGUCCUACCAUGCACACCAGGGUCCUGUCAAGUUCAUUGUCACAGCCACCGCACUGCAGAAGAAGGACCAAGAUGGAGCCAGGGACAGCCCGCCUCCCGGCCCUGAGCCCCAGAGCGAAGACCAGAAGGACAUGCUCCCUGGCGAGGGCCCCCCUUCCCGUCCAAGUCACAGUGACCCUGACACAGCUGUUUGGUUGGGAGACACUCUGGGGUUGACUUCUCAGAAGAGCGACCUGUCCUCGUCAUCUGGGUCACUGAGCCUGUCUCAUGGCUCCAGCUCACUCGAACACAGGUCUGAGGACAGCAGUGUCUGUGACCUCCUGAAGGACCCCUCAGCCUACUGCAGGAGCAGGGCACAGAGGUCCAGGAGAGCCAAGGCCAGCUCGGUGCUAGUGGUGUGUGGUGGCCAGGGCCACCGGCGUGUGCACAAGAAGGCCCGGCAGCCCCAGGAGGAAAUGAUGUCCUCCGUGAUGGUCUGGCAGAUCCCGUUGCUCAGUGCAUAGGGGGGCAGUCACCUCCUGGCCUCAGAGUGGCCGUCAGGGUCUCGGCCCAGCAUAGGCGAGAGCUCAGGCCAUGUCCACACUGCCAGGGGCCAACUGGAAACGGCAGGGGAAAGCAAAGUGCAGAACGUCAGGGGCUUUCCUGCAGGUCCACCUGCUCUUCCCCACAGCUGAGCGCUGUCCUGACACCUGACACGCGGAGGAGACAGGUCCUGGGUCACUGAGUGACGCUGAGGCCACACCACCACCACACUCACUGGCCGCUGUCAUCCACCGGCAAUGAAGGUGCUCAGCCUCGUCAGCUCCAAACCUGUUCUCGUAUCUUCUUACUUAGAGGAUUUGUGGGGAAAUGUAGCGUAUUCAAUAGUGUAGGAAUUUAUUAACAAUUUUUAAAAUGAUUUCACUUGACUCA
This is a messenger RNA of Castor canadensis (American beaver), 3484 nucleotides long. Lineage: Eukaryota; Metazoa; Chordata; Mammalia; Rodentia; Castoridae. The record is from RefSeq and is a predicted model, not a curated record.